Kwoniella botswanensis is the source of this 1833-nucleotide messenger RNA. RefSeq lists its product as uncharacterized. The transcript is spliced from 3 exons. Gene Ontology annotation, molecular function: triacylglycerol lipase activity. Gene Ontology annotation, biological process: lipid metabolic process. Lineage: Eukaryota; Fungi; Basidiomycota; Tremellomycetes; Tremellales; Cryptococcaceae. The record is from RefSeq and is a predicted model, not a curated record. The coding region runs from base 1 to 1833 and encodes 610 amino acids.
AUGACGGCUCUCUCGCCUUUCCGGUACUUCGCCGUGGCGAGAUACCUCGUCCAUAGAUGGGUAGAUUCCAUACCAUCCAUCAAGGGUAAGGGAAAGGCGAAAGCCCUCCAGCAUUACAGACAAACCCUAAAUCAACACAAUCAUUUAUUACGUUCAACAUCCCUCGAAUCCCAUCCUUCGUCUUCUUCUUCGCACGGCGAUAUACCUCUAGCUGGACCAUCACGUCUAUCCCAUCACCAUAAUCAACAUCAUGGUCAUGGCUCUGACCCUAGAGGAAAUGGGAAAAGACCAGAAGUAAAGUUCCCUAAAUUAGCGCCGGAUCCCAAAUGGCCUCCAGGACCAAAGGAGAUAUUUAGGUUGAUGAAUGACGAGAGGUUGAUGGUGGGAGGAAGAAUCAAACCGCCUAGGGAGACGGUCGUGUUAUGUCAUGGUCUGUAUGGCUUUUCGACAGCUACACCGAUACCCCUUUUCCCCUCGCUGAAAUUACAUUAUUGGGCGAACGUGCUUGACGUUUUGCGGAAUAAGAUAGGUGCAAAUGUAGUAGUAGUCGGCGUGAAAGGAACCGGUUCAAUACAGGAACGUGCUGAGCAGAUGCACCAAUUCCUUAAGGACACCUUGCCUAAAGGUACCGGUGUCAACUUCGUCGCUCACUCGAUGGGAGGACUUGAUUGUCGAUAUCUGAUAUCCACCAUUAAACCGACAUCCUAUACACCGCUUUCACUCACCACCAUCGGAACUCCUCAUCGUGGAUCACCAUUCAUGGAUUGGUGUGCCGCCAACAUAGGUGUAGGGUCCGUCGCAGCUGUCGCAACAGCCGCUUUAGCCAGUGGAAAAACUAAAGCCCUCUUACCUUAUUCCAUGAAGUCACCUUUGUUAUCGCGUCCACCGACCAAACAAGAAACGAAAGAAGCGGCCGAAUCUUCCUUCGGUAGUAGUUUCGCAUCUGGGUUGACCUCUUACCUCUUGUCGAUAUUCGAUUCUCCAGCAUAUUCUAACCUUACUACUUCAUAUCUUCGAGAUCACUUCAAUCCUUCAACACCAGAUUCACCUAGUGUAAAGUACACCUCGGUCGCAGGGAGGAUAUCGAAGAUGUCAGUCUUGCACCCAUUAUGGUUCCCGAAAUUAGUUCUUGAUGCAGCAGCAGAGAAUGGAUACGCGGAAGAUCACUCUAAUAUCGUCCAUGGCCCCAACGGAAAAAGGGUGUACGAAGGAAAUGAUGGAUUGGUCAGUGUCAGCUCGGCCAAAUGGGGUGAAUAUCUAGGUGCUGUCGACGAAUGUCAUCAUUGGGAUCUAAGAGGUGAAGGUGGAUUGUUCCCUCAAGGUUUAGGUAAUUCAGAUGAGAAAUCGCAAAAACAGAAGAAAGAACAAGAACAAGCAGAGCAGGAUGCCUUGUCGGCUGAAUUGGAGAAUGAGUGGAAAUCUAGUAGUGGCGAGAAUGGUCCGAAACAUGGUGUAAAUCAACAUCUCGGCUUGUCUAUCGGACUCACGACGAACCCGUUAAAGAACCCCGGUGCAGCCGUUGAAGAAGCCUUAAAUAAGUUUGAAUUGAAAAAAUCGAUGAAGGAUGAUGGUAAAGCUGGAUCAUCUCCUACGGGAAGUUCUUCAAAUUCAUGGGAUAUAGCUCAAGUUGGACAAAUUAUCGAUUGGGUAACUGAUUAUUUACCUGGAGAUGGGCAGAAUAAGGAUAGUGAGAUCAGUAAACAACAAUUGAAAGAUGCCACGUUGGAGAAACAAUCGGAAAACAAGGAGAAGGAAAAGAGGAAGAAGGAGAAAUUCGAUUUGGGGAGGUUUUAUGGUGGGUUGAUGAUCAAGUUGAGAGAAGAUGGGUUUUAG